GAGAAAGUAAUCCUGUUCGGAAUCAAGUAUCUUCACCUUGUCGAAAUCCACGGAGUGUCCCGGAGAUUCUAUAUGUAUGUGUUGCGACACCUCCGAUGUUUUGACUGAGCUGGGCCGUCUAUGCUCUAGAAACUUGGUUCUGAGAGCACGGCUAGUUUCACCUACGUAGGAUUCCUGACAAGGGCCACGGAUGUUUUGGCCUUGGCAAGGAAUGUAUUGUUUCUGUCUGUUUCUGCUAUUGUUUCAGUUCUUACACCUCAUGCAAUAUUUGACAAUAUACAUGUACAAGGUGUGCAUUGCACUGGGAAUAGCUUGAGUAUAUACUAGAUGUUUGCUUUAACAAACAUACAUUUGCACAUCAACAUGGCAUGAAUCAAUAGAAAUUGAAAUAAUGGGCCACCUAUUGCAAGUAAAGAACUAUAAUUGUAUGAAAUCAAUUUUCAAUGACUAAUUGUCCUAUCACUGUCAUUGAGAGGGGGGGGGGACCACUCUGCAAGCCUGGCUAACUAGACACAGGUGAGAAGUCAGUGAGGAGGACUGGGAGGCUGGUGUUGAUUGGACAAGGCUGAGCAGGAAGACACGCAUGUGUCCAAUCAUGGCUUCAAUCCCCUCCCCUCAGAAUGAGUCAGAAGGUCAUCAAUGUCCAAAAGUCAAGAGAAAUGGUCAAGAAAUGUGAUCUGUAGAGUUGGCAAGAGUUGGCAGUGGUUGAGUCCUGGUGCCCUGAUUGAUCGGGGAAUGUGAGCCCAGUCCUGAUGGAGGCAGUGAUAAUGCCUGCAAGUAUAAAUACUGUGUCCAUGCCAGCCUUCUGGUGUUGUGAGGCAGAGCUGACACGCGAUGCAGAGGGAAGUCUCCCUGUCCGAGCAGGUGGCCCGGGUCAGGUCUGCCACCAUGUUCCACUGGAGCGGGAUGUCACCAUGGCAGGGAAAUGCCCCCCCUAUUUCAGGGGGACGGACAGGAUUCCAUGCCUAUUCCAUGCACUGGGGCUCCCCCCAAGCAGAGUAUGCUGUGCAGUGCUGGGAGUCCUUCUCCACUACAAACUUUCCUAGAAGGAGGACUCACCCACUGCCUAAUGCAAACCAGCUGAUGAGAGAGGAGAGCAUUCUGAAUGAAAACCCUGCUGGAUCCAACUGGGAAACUUGCCUUAACUUCUCCCAACCUCUUAUUGAGUGCAAGCCAGAGAAGUGGACGGGACUCCCCAGUUGCAGAUACACUAGUGAUGGUGCCCCCCACCCCCUCACCAGUAUGGAGACAGUGGCCAGGGGUCAGUCCCCAGGGGUGGUGGUGCUGGACCACCCUGCUGUGAUGGAGGAUGUCACGGGACUGGACUCUCCUGGGGGCACAGGUGCGGAGUCUCAGCCGGACAAGAACCAAGGGCUCAAACCAACGGAGAAUAAACAUGUUGGAGAUCCAGACCAGGUGGUCGUAGACAGUCCAGUUGUAGAAGAGGCAACAGAAGUUGUGACGACUAGUGCCAUUGUAGAAGUCCAAGCUUUAUCAGAACAGAUGCCAGAUUCCAACAACUCCAAACAUCACAACAACCACAGGAGGAAACAGCAGAACUCACAGGUCAAAUAUCAGCCACAGCAUCACCCUGGGACAGAGAACAGACAACAAGGCCUGCACCCUGGGACAGAGAACAGACAACAAGGCCUGCACUGGGCUGCAGUGGAAACACAGGUGCUGUCUCCAGCCAGCAUGUUGCACCAGCUGUACAUUGCAGUGCCACAUUCCUCGGACCCCAUGGGUGCUGAAGAUGACGAUGAUGAUGACAUUGUGGUUGUUAAACCUGCUGGUUCACUCACCAAAAGGGAAAGGGACAAACUAAAGAAACGAGAGCUGAGGGCCAACCCAAUUUACAGGGAGAAGGAGAAGGAAAGAGCCAGGGAAAGAAUGAGGCUGAAGCGAGCUGAUCCAAAUUUCCGUGCAGUGGAACGUGAAAAGGAUAGGAAACGGCGACGUCUUGCCAGGCAAAGGAAUGAACUGUUGAGAAGAUUUGAACACAACAAGAUCAGGACAAUAAAUGGCAUGGACCCAACUCUGCCUGUAGCUACCUGUCAGGACAACUCUUCUGGACAGUACUGACCAUAAACCUGCCUCUGAUUGGAGUCAAGUUAUUAUAGUAGUCAGAAUAGGUGCAACAAAUGAUUUGUUGAUCUACAUAUACUGACACAAGACAAGACACACUGUACAUAUAAGGAAUAGUCAAAUGAUAUUUAUUUUUUUCCAUAGAAAAAUGCCAGCAAUUUGGCACAGAAUAAGCUGUUCCAUUACAGAUUUAUUUCGUGACUUUUGACAAUGUGAUAAUAGACUAUUCUUGUAUCUUCUUUAAUCAAAUUUAUUUUUAAACUUAAAGGAAGGCACAAGAAAUUUUCUACGGUAAUGUGGAUAUACAAAAUGUACAUGUAGAUAGCAACAGCAGAUACAAAAUCAAAAUACAAAAUGUCCUGAUAUACCGAUGACAAGUGUAUCAAUUUAAGUGGAGUGUGAUGCGGAAUGAUGGUUUCUAUUGAAGUGUGGAUACCUCCCUUGUUUUAUAUAAAGAGAGCACACAGAGUCAGUAGGUGACAGUCUGCUGAGAAAACAUAAAAGUCUGGCCACAUUUAUUGACCACUAACAUACAUUUGUAUGUUUUCACCAUUGAUGAGUAUUGACCAUGAGUACAAACAUAGUUCAUGUGUACAGUUUGCUGAUGCUAAACAGUCCAAUCAAAAGGAUACUUCAUUGAUCAAAGAACAGCACUGUCAUUUUAACAUUCCAGAUUUCAAAGGGUUUACGUAUGGUGUACUCGAGUCCCUGUGUAUGGAUUUCACUAACAGAAAACAGCCAAAUAAGUAUG
Molecule: messenger RNA, 2836 nt
Organism: Branchiostoma floridae (Florida lancelet)
Lineage: Eukaryota; Metazoa; Chordata; Leptocardii; Amphioxiformes; Branchiostomatidae
Exons: 7
Coding region: 835-2082 (415 amino acids)
Source: RefSeq, a predicted model, not a curated record